AUGGAUCAAACUAGGCUUUUACCAACUCUGUAUCAAGGCAGUGGCAACAGUGCAUCGCAGGAACCUUCUGAGGUAUCAACUGAAUCACCAACGAAGCGUCAGGAAGCUGAUGAAAUGACUAUUGUAUCAGUGUUACCGUCUGUGUCUCCUGGUGUAUUAUCAUCUCUAGCAACUUCAGAAGCAACACCAGUUACAGGAAAAUCAGCUCCAACAUCACCAAUGCUGACUUCAUCCUUGUUCUCACUGAGCACUGACAAUUCACCAUCUGUGAUGGCAUUAAGCACGUUAAAGUCAACAUUAGCAAAAAAUAACACUGUCACAAAAAUGGCUCCAACGUUAAGCCCAGUAGUAAUACAUGCAAAUUUUCCAGUUGUAUCAAGGGAUGGUUCUAUAAUACCUGAAUAUAUCACUAGUUCAUCCCCAAUUCAGAAAUUUAGUACAGCUUCAGUGCCCACAACACAUGCACCAAGACAAACUGAAGCAUUACUCGACACCAAGAAAUCCACAAGCCCAGACAUCAGUAAAACAUCAACUGCAUACCCAUUAACAAUGACAGCAGCUUUGACAUCUAUUACAGCAUCAGCGAAAACAGCUAGACUUCUCCCUACAUCUGCUGAAAAUGCUUCUGUUGCUGCUACUGAAUCAGCUUUUGUUAAUGUGACAACAGUUCUCCCUCUGGAAUGCCAGCUGUCCAGAAACCUGCUUGUUAAGACAGUAUUGUUUCUGAAUACAAGAAGACUGCUGCUGAGUGGCUCCUUGAAACAAAAUGUCACUAAAGGUCUCACCCUGGCAUUGCGGCAAGCUUUCAAUCAAAAUGUCAAUGCACAAAUAGAAAUUCUGGAACAAUCAAACAAUGUUACAGUUGGUUACUAUGUUACUCAGGACAGACUCGUUUUCAUACCUGCUGUGGUUAUUGAAAUGCUAAUUGCUUAUGGUGUUACUAAUGCCACUUUAGAUAUUAGGAAACAUGUGCCAAAUCUUCAUUCUGUUGCUGUCUUAGCCUUGCCAUGGAGCCCAUUGCCAGCUUAUCAUUUUCAGCUGAAAACAGAAUUACAGUUUGUGGAUGAAUCAGACAACAUACAGUCAUGCAGAUUUGUUCAGACAAUGGAACAAAGAUUGCAGAGGGCAUUUCAAGAUGCUGAGAGGAAGGUCUUGAAUACCACUAGCAAAUUAAAUGUUCAGAUCCUGAACACAUCAAAUGUGUCUCAGGCCGUCACUCUGUUUUAUGUGGUGAGGAAUGAAAGUACAGUCUUAAAUGGCACAGUUUCAAGCAACCUUCUUAAUCAGCUUUCAGCAGAACUGGUGGGAUUCUAUCUUACUUUCCCACCAUUAACUAUUGCUGAAGCACUGGAAUAUCCAAAUCUUGAUACUUCAGAAGCAACUAGAGAUUACUGGGUGAUUACAGUUAUUCUUGGAGUUGACAUUACAUUGCUGGGGGUAAAUAACCAAAGUUUUGCAAGACUCAUGGAGCAACGUUUAGCACCACUGUUCAUGAUGUCUCAUCAACAAGAAAGACGAUUUAAACGAGCCACUACUAUUGGCAGCUUUACUGUGCAGAUGGUAAAAAUGCAGCGAAUUCCAGGUCCCCGGGAGCCUGCUGAAUUGACUUACUAUACUUUAUACAAUGGGAAACCUUUGCUAGGCACAAUAGCUGCUAAACGUUUGACUACGGUUGAUUCACAAAGGAUGGCCUUGACCCUCGGAUAUGUUGUUCAAGUACAAGCUGAUCCUGUAGUUAAAAACCCACCCAACAAUUUAUGGAUCAUUGCAGCAGUGUUGGCUCCCAUAGCAGUUGUUACAGUCAUCAUCCUUAUCAUCACAGCUGUUCUAUGCAGGAAGAACAAAAAUGACUUCAAGGCAGACACCAUGAUGAACUUGCCACAAAGAACCAAGCCAGUUCAAGGCUUUGACUACGCCAAGCAACAUUUAGGCCAACAAGGGACUGAAGAUGAUGUUUUGCCUGUCACCCAAGAGACCGUAGUUUUGCCUGUUCCUGUGAGAGAUGCUCCUGCAUCCCAGGAAAGGGAAAUCGUUCAGGAUGGAAGCACAGCAAAAACUGCCAAGUCCAAUGACGCAAGAAAGAGCCAGUCGUUGAGUGAAAAUGGUUCUGUCAUCAGCAAUGAAUCAGGAAAGCCCAAUUCAGGCCGAGGCUCUCCACAGAAAGUAACAGCACAGAAAGUGACAAAAGAGGAAGGAAGAAAAAGAAAUGUGCCUUUAAGUGAUGAAGAGGAUGGAAGCAUGGUAUUUGACAAUGUGAAUAAAUCUGCCGUUGAUCCCUUUGACACAUCUUCUGGAUCUGUACAGUUGAUUGCAAUAAAGCCUGUAGCUUUGUCUUCUGCACACCCAGGAACAGACAGGACCCAAGACACAGCUAUUCUUAAUGGAGAGAUUAACAAAGCCUUGAAACAGAAGUCUGAUAUAGAACACUAUCGCAACAAAUUGCGACUGAAAGCCAAGCGGAAAGGCUAUUAUGAUUUCCCACAAAUUGACAACAAGGGCUUGCCAGAUAGAAAACAGAUGUAUGAAAAAACACAAAAUGAAAUAGACCAUAUUCUGGAUCCUGAUACAGAUGGAUCCUCUCCAUUUGUAGAGCCCAAAAACAGGCAACAAACAAAAACCUCAGUUUACCGAAGCAGACAAUCUUUGAACAGUCCUAGUCCAGGAGAAACUGAAAUGGACCUUCUAGUUACACGUGAAAGACAGAGACGCGGUAUUCGCAAUAGUGGAUAUGAUACUGAGCCUGAAAUGAUAGAAGAAACAAAUAUUGACCGUGUCAAUGAAUCUCGAAAUUAUACCAGAGCCCAUCAAGCAAAAGGCCAUUCAGAGACUUCAACUCUGAGUUCUCAGCCAUCUAUUGAUGAAGUUAGGCAACAGAUGCACAUGUUACUAGAGGAAGCCUUUAGUUUGGCUUCAGCAGGUCAUGGAGGACAGAACAGGCAACAAGACACUUACAAUUCUGCACAGAAUUUGCCAUAUUCUGAAGUUGUGACCAGUGCUCCUGGUACCAUGUCUCGGCCUAGAGGUGGAAUACAGUGGGUACCAACAUAUAGACCAGAAGUGUAUCAGUACAGUUUACCACGACCUGCAUACAGGUUUUCUCCACUCCCUGAAAUGGUGAUGGGUUCUCCACCUCCUCCUGUGCCUCCCAGAACAGGACCUGUUGCUAUAACUUCUCUUAGGAGGUCAACUUCCGAUAUUGGCAGCAAGACAAGAGUAUCAGAGUCCAGUGGGACUGAACAGAUACAGCCACAUGAUCAUGUCCCUUUUGUCCCAGUAUCAAAAGCCCCAGUAACUGUGGCUCCAUUGGAUCAAUCAGCUUUGAAUUACUCAGGAAAUACAGUUCCAGCAGUGUUUGCCAUCCCAGCGGCCAACCGACCUGGGUUCACAGGUUAUUUCAUCCCAGUACCACCUGCAGCAUACAGAAAUCAGGAGUGGAUGUCUUAUGCUGAAGACCAUGAUAUCCCAGGACAAUGGACUGACUCGGUUCCACACCCUGGCUACAUAGAAGUAUAUUCACAUCCACCUUAUCAGCACAACUGUCUUUCAAGGCUUCAUCCUCAGUAUGGUGAAUCAGCAGAUGUGUACCCAAGCCUGGAACACGCUCUGCACCCCGCUACAGCUGGAUCUCAUGAAAGCAUAAUAGAAAAUGAUGCUUCAGUCAACCUUGUCCCCAAUCUUACUACAACUGCCUUGGUGAGGGCAAAAAGAGAAGUAGCAAAGUUAGCCAAGAGGCAGACAGAAAUGUUCGAAUUUCAGGUCUAAUGGGUUUCUGCUGUGUAGAUUUUCAUCACUCUAGCUUUUAAAUUAGACUUGUCAAAAGAAUGCUCUGUUUUUCCAAUUCUGAUAGAGUCAAUAUUGGACCUUUUAAAGUGAUAGCAACUAUAACAUCAGUUCCAUGCCUGUUACAAUAAAUAUUCCCUGACAUUCUUUGUAAAACAUUGAUAUAUUAUAAGCAAGUGUCCAUCACAUAUAUCUUGUUUGAUGACAUUUCUACCACUGUAAACAUUCGUUAAGCCAAAUGCCUGCUUACUGUUCCAAUAUACAAAGUGCUGGGAAAGCACAUAUAUAGACCACUCUAUAGCAACAUGUGCAUGUAAAAAGUAAGUUUUAUCUUUCUGGGUUAAGAGGAAACUAAUACUGUGAUAAUUAAGGGACAUGUAUUCUUUCAUUAGUGGUCAAGUAAGUUACAUUUUGGAACACAAUAGAAAGAUUGAAUACAACAAAGCAAUAGAGCUCAGCUUUUUGCUGGAAAGCACAUUUGGACCGCAAGAAUUCGAUAUGUAUGAACUCCACAGAGUGCUUUAUUAAUGUCCUCAAAGGCUUGAUCAUUGUUUAUAAUCCAAAAACCAGGAAAAAAAGAGCUGGUAAGAAGUAUAGUAGUAUAAUUAAUGUCUAAAGUGCUGGUAUAAUGUUACCUUUGAGUUACACAGAAACUUUUCAAUAGUGUCUCUGUUGAUUGUCAAAAGAAAAAAAAAAGCUUGACAAA
Pseudonaja textilis is the source of this 4486-nucleotide messenger RNA. RefSeq names its product KIAA1549 like. NCBI's taxonomy places the organism in Eukaryota, Metazoa, Chordata, Lepidosauria, Squamata, Elapidae. The record is from RefSeq and is a predicted model, not a curated record.